Messenger RNA from Dermatophagoides farinae (American house dust mite), 1187 nucleotides. RefSeq names its product dehydrogenase/reductase SDR family member 4. Gene Ontology annotation, molecular function: carbonyl reductase (NADPH) activity. Lineage: Eukaryota; Metazoa; Arthropoda; Arachnida; Sarcoptiformes; Pyroglyphidae. The record is from RefSeq and is a predicted model, not a curated record.
GUACAAACACAUUGAAACAAAUUUUGGGUUCAAAUCAGUUAUAGAUUUGAUUGCUUUUAAUUGUAUUUCAUCAAUUUUGUAACGAAGUAACAAAAAAAAACAAUGUUUCUUUUAAGAAGAACAAUCAAUCAUAUGAAUCGAUUCAAUUCGAUUUUAUCUAACGAAUCGUCUAUAAAUUAUUCUCGUCGUUUUCUUUCAUCAAUAGAACCGGGAAAAGCUCAAUAUAAUCUUGAAUCAAAAAUUGCAUUGGUCACCGCAUCAACCGAAGGAAUCGGAUUUUCAAUUGCACAACGUCUUGCACAAAGUGGUGCAACAGUCAUCGUUAGUAGCCGUAAACAAACGAAUGUUGAUCGUGCCGUUAAACAAUUGCAUGAUGAAGGAUUUAAAUCAGCUACCGGUUUAGCUUGCCAUGUUGGUAAAGCUGAUGACCGUGAUAAAUUAACACAGUUUGUUGUUGAUAAAUAUAAAGGUUUGGAUAUUUUUGUUUCCAAUGCAGCUGUCAAUCCGGCCAUCGGUCCCAUACUUGAUAGUGACGAAAGUGUCUAUGAUAAAAUUAUGGAUGUCAAUGUUAAAGCACCAUUCUUGUUGACCAAAGCAUUAGUACCGCAUAUGGAAACCCGUCCAGGUGAUAAAGCAAUUGUUUAUAUUAGCUCAUUCGCUGGAUAUCAAAUGAUGCCUUUAUUGGCCACAUAUUCAUUAUCAAAAACGGCACUUAUUGGUCUUUCUCGAAUCGUAGCUGCUGAUUGUGCCAGUCGAAAUAUUCGUGUUAAUUGUGUUUGUCCUGGUCUGAUAAAAACAAAAUUCAGUGAAGCUUUAUGGCAGAAUCCAGAUUUUGAAGAUGAAUUUCAUAAAAUGGUUAUGAUAAAACGAAUGGGUAAACCAGAAGAAAUGGCCAAUGUCGUGACGUUUUUGGCAUCAGAAGAAGCAUCGUAUAUUACGGGUGAAAGUUUUGUUGCUGGUGGUGGAGUAUUUUCUCGUUUGUAAUGAUAAUCAUGAUCAAAUCAAAUGAAAUAUGAUCCAAAUGGAAUGAUAAUAAAUUUUUUUUUUUAAAUUAAUGGUAAACUUUGGAGUAAUUUUUUUUUCAGAAAGGGCGUCAACAUUUAAAUGGGUUUGCCACUAUUUAUAUUGUAUUUUUUUAUUAUCACGUGAACAAAUUUGGAACCACCCAUAAACACCAAAAUUGAAUA